Molecule: messenger RNA, 1061 nt
Organism: Manis javanica (Malayan pangolin)
Lineage: Eukaryota; Metazoa; Chordata; Mammalia; Pholidota; Manidae
Source: RefSeq, a predicted model, not a curated record
AUGCCGGGAGUUAUCGUUCUCGGUUCGAGAGGUUGCGGGCGCGGCUCGCGGCCUGUUUGGGUCUGGUGGUGCGGCCGUCCCGCCUCCGCUUGGGCCGUCUUCCAGAGGCCGGGAAGCUCCGCGUUACCUCCUGCGGGCGGCGGUUGGAGCCAGCGCCGGGCCCCCUCUGGGUGCGGAGCUGCUCGGAGCCGGCCGGGGCUGCGCGUGAGCCCCGGGGAGACGCGGCGCAGCGGACCGACCUUGCUCUCCCUUGAUAGGAAAACUAAGAAGGAAAGAAUGGCUGUGGAUUUGUUGCCUGCUCAAGUUACAGAGUCAGUGACAUUCAGGGAUAUAGCUGUGCUCUUCAGCCGGGACGAGUGGCUGCACCUGGACUCUGCGCAGAGGACCUUGUACCGGGAGGUGAUGCUGGAGAACUACAGCGCCCUGGUCUCGCUGGGGAUUCCAUUUUCAACACCAAAGGUGAUCUGCCGGUUGCAACAAGGAGAAGAUCCCUGCAUGGUGGAGAGAGAAGUACCCCAAGACAGCUGUCGAGAGGAUGGAGGAACAAGUUGAAGUACACAAUGAGGAAAUAGACAAACCAGAAUUUGAGACACCUCAAGACAACUGGUUUGGACUUUUCAAAAAACCAUUGUAAUAAAAAAGUGGACUCUUCUGAAUCAAGACAUUUGAGACAUAACCAAAUGUAAUAUGUGAUCCUUAUGGCUUCUAAUUCAAGAAAAUUAACUAUAAAAGACAUUUGGGGGGUAUCCAGGGGAAAUAUGAGUAUGGAAUGGGUAUUAGAUAACGUAUGUUUAAUUUUUUUAGAAGUGAUAAUGUUUAUUGAAGUAUCUAGGAUGAUGCCCUUAUUGGAAGAUGCAUGCGAAGUUUUCAAGUUUGGAAAUCCUUGAUGUCUGCAGCAUAUUUUCAAAUAAGUGUGUAAAAAAUUAGUCAACUGUCAAUUAGUUGUGGAUUAGUCAAUCUUGGUGGAUAUAGAGAUGUUCGUUGGUCUUCUUUAAGCUUCUCUGUAUGUUUACAAGUUUAAUAAAGAAUUCAGGCAAAAAGUGAUUGUAUAAUGUGAUGAC